Messenger RNA from Capronia epimyces CBS 606.96, 627 nucleotides. RefSeq lists its product as uncharacterized. The coding region runs from base 1 to 627 and encodes 208 amino acids. Gene Ontology annotation, biological process: response to oxidative stress; protein repair. The record is from RefSeq and is a predicted model, not a curated record. Gene Ontology annotation, molecular function: peptide-methionine (R)-S-oxide reductase activity. The transcript is spliced from 2 exons. NCBI's taxonomy places the organism in Eukaryota, Fungi, Ascomycota, Eurotiomycetes, Chaetothyriales, Herpotrichiellaceae.
AUGCGUCUCCCACGAUUCUCGAGCAUCUUUCGCACGUUCUUCACCUUCAGUAACGCAACAGCCCGACUUCAAUCACUACCACGGGCCACCGCCAGCUUCGCCCCCGUCCAUCGCGCCAUUGUCUUGAAUUCCAUGCCAUCGAUCCCUUUCUUGGGCUCUCUGUUUGGCACAUCUACCUCUGCAUCCCAAAAGAUGUCGCACCCAGAUUCCAGGUCGGAUGAUGAGUGGAAGGCCGUCUUGAACCCAGAACAAUUCCGUAUCCUUCGUGAAAAAGGCACCGAGCCCCCCUUCACCGGCGAAUAUGACAAGCACUACCCAUCCGAGGGCGUCUAUACAUGCGCCGGCUGCAACGCACCUCUCUACAAGGCCAACCACAAGUUUAAAUCGGGCUGUGGCUGGCCCGCGUACUUCGACAGCCUUCCUGGCGCCGUGACGCGACACACAGACAGGACCUUCGGCAUGGAGAGAACGGAAAUUGUCUGUUCGAACUGCGGUGGGCAUUUAGGCCACGUUUUCAAAGGCGAAGGUUAUCCUACACCCACGGACGAGCGGCAUUGUGUCAAUAGUAUCAGUCUGAAGUUUCAUGAGCAGGAGGACAAGGCAGCGGGGAACGGCGAGGCAAAAUGA